UGCUUUGUCUUUCCACAGGGGAGCCUCUGGUUGUCGAGGCCAUGAAGAGUUUUGCUGAGCUCACCGAUCAAGCAAGGAUGGCUCUACAGGACAGAGACUGGAGGCGUCUGGCUCAACUGAUGGACCAGAACUUUGAGCUGCGGAAGUCUGUGUACACUAAUGACUGUCUGGGUCCGGGGAACCUGAAGAUGGUUCAGCUGGCGAGGCAGUUUGGAUCGGCGGUGAAGUUACCCGGCAGUGGGGGGGCCGUGGUGGGUCUGUGUCUGGAUGAAGAGAAACUGGUAAGACUACAUUAUCUGAGAUUGAAGCCUCAUAUCUAUUUUCUUCAUCUUGGUUCCCUUUGUAAUCCAUUAUAUAUGAGUAAUUUAAAACCUUUAUUGACACUACAGAAAAAAGCAGUGAGCAUUUUGCAUAAUGCACAUCCCGAGAACACACAAAUUAACUGUUUAUUGAGUCGAGGCUGUUAAAAUGUAAAGAUUGAAUUGAAUUGAAUUACAGACUUCUUUAGUUAUGCAUUAAGCAAAAAAUACCAUACUGCCAGAAAAUAUACAAAACAAAUUUGUUUUAACUUCAGAGGAUGAACAACUUGGAUGGAAAUGUAACUUUUUGCACAGACUACCUUAAAGCAGCUGUGUAUCUCUGUAGUUGGCGUUAAACUGUGGAAUUCAUUACCAAAUUAUUUAAAG
Messenger RNA from Notothenia coriiceps (black rockcod), 686 nucleotides. RefSeq names its product probable glucuronokinase 2. The transcript is spliced from 4 exons. Gene Ontology annotation, molecular function: glucuronokinase activity. The coding region runs from base 42 to 467 and encodes 141 amino acids. NCBI's taxonomy places the organism in Eukaryota, Metazoa, Chordata, Actinopteri, Perciformes, Nototheniidae. The record is from RefSeq and is a predicted model, not a curated record.